AUGCGCUUAACUAGAAUAUUUACAGAUGUUGAACAAAGAUUAAGGAUGGGAUUAAACACAGAGGAGACGGUGGAUGAGGAAGAGGUUGGGUUGAACGAUGAUCUGAUAUCUAGUCUUUACUUUACUCAGGACCAACAGAAAAGAGUCGAUUUUAUUCUAGCUUACGAGAGUCCAAAACCGGAGGACAUGGAAGCAACCUCAAAAUCUCUCAAAAGAUUUGUAUUUACAGAAAACUUGCUCAAGGAGGGACUAGAGCUAGAGAUUGAGGAUUCAGGAGGCUGUGCAUUGAGUUUUAUAAAGAUUCAUGCACCCAUGGAACUAUUGAAGAGAUAUGCUGAAAUAUUAAAGAUUAGAAUGCCAAUAAGGGACGGUAUACGGAGAAUCAGGAAAUUCUCCGCUGAGAUGCUAGCGUGUCAAGAAAAACGACAGGGAGCUGAGGGAGUGGAUAUGCUUGAGUUUAAACUGACCCAGAUAGGAGGGAGUAGAGAGAGUACUAUGGAUUCAAUCAGAAUACCACUCUUCUCAGAUGUAGCAGACGGGGUUAAAUCUUGGUUAGAACGUCUCCAGGAACCUUUCUAUCCUGAUCCUGACAUCAUGAAUAACUCGAAGGAUCGGGUCAGUAGACGCAGUUAUCUGGCAGGCUGGUACAAACUGGGCAGGGAUAAAGAAUAUCUGUUUGAUCAUGACAAGGUCAAUUUCUUCUCCCAGUCUACGAGAUCUCGAAUAAUAGAGUUCCUUCUGCAAAGAAAACGUUAUUCUGACAAUACGGCCGACGAUUUUGCAUUUGGAAUCAGCCGGCUAAUCAGCGAGAGAGUGUUCUUAGCCGCGUAUCCGCUGCAUGAUGGCACAAUUAAGACUCCUGGAUCUAUGCGAUAUCUUCUCUAUAGAGAAUGGGCGUCUAUUAGAAAAUUUUGGAAAUAUCAACCUCUAGAUGCUGUCCGAGAUUAUUUUGGAGUUAAAAUCGGUCUUUACUUUGCCUGGUUGGGGUUCUAUACCUUUAUGCUUAUACCUCCUAGUUUGGUAGGGUUGAUCUGUUUCCUGUAUGGACUAAUUACAAUGAGUACUGAUACUCCCAGUGAUGAUAUAUGUCCUGGUGGUGGGAUGGCAAACACCACAAUGUGCCCGAUCUGUGAUAAUUUCUGCGAACCCUGGAAACUUCAGGACGCCUGCCAUCUCUCUAAGGCCAAGUAUUUGUUUGACAAUGGUACAACAGUAUUCUUUGCAGUCUUCAUGUCUCUUUGGGCCGUAUUCUUUCUAGAAUGCUGGAAGCGAUAUUCAGCGGAAAUAUCCCACAGAUGGGACGUUUUUGGAUACGAUCCUGAAGAAGAACAUCCUAGACCAGAAUAUCUAGUCAAGCUCAGAAAUGUGAAGGAUAAGACUGUAAACUUCAUCACACAGACCAGUGAACCUAAACCUCCAUUCUGGAAGAUGAAACUGCCAGGAAUUCUCAUAUCCUGGACAUCUGUCUAUCUUCUCAUCUUUCUAGCUGUCGCAGCUGUCAUAGCUGUUAUUUUGUACAGGAUGAGUAUGGUGGUGGCGUUAGCCGCUGUACAUGACAGUACAAUCAGAGGAAACUGGUCUCUAUUUAUAUCUAUGACUGGAGCCGGGAUUAAUCUUGUUCUUAUUCUCCUCUUUAAUUGGUUCUACGAACAGAUUGCCUUCUGGUUGACAGAAAAAGAACUCAGGAGAACACAGACUGAGUUUGAUGAUUCCCUGACGUUAAAAAUUUAUCUUUUCCAAUUUGUUAAUUACUACUUUUCAAUAUUCUACAUAGCAUUCAUCAAAGGUCAAUAUAUUGGCAGACCUGGAGCUUACAUACGCUUUUUUGGAUAUAGGCAGGAAGAGUGUUCCCCUGGUGGCUGUUUCAUGGAACUAUGUAUUCAGUUAGGAAUCAUUUUCUUUGGAAAGCAGUUCUUCAUGUCUAUCCUAGAGUACUAUAUGCCUCUGCUCUGGAGACUCUUCAAUCUAAUUAAAUUAAGGCAUGGUACACUCUCUUGUCUGGGAGGGAAGGAUAAACAGAAGGAAGAAAACACUCCGCAGUACGUUAGAGAUUUUAAGCUCGUGGAGUGGGGGCAUCAGGGAUUGUUUUAUGAGUAUCUUGAGAUGGUUAUACAGUACGGUUUUAUAACCAUAUUCGUCUGUGCUUUCCCUCUAGCUCCAUUACUAGCUUUUCUGAACAAUAUCUUGGAGAUGAGACUUGAUGCGAAAAAGUUGCUUAUUCUACACAGGAGACCAGUUGCUCAGAAGGUUCGAGAUAUUGGAAUAUGGUUUGAUAUUCUAGAAACUUUAGGAAGGAUAGCAGUUAUAACAAACGCUUUUAUAAUAGCAUUCACAAGCGAGUUCAUACCCAAGAUUGUGUAUCGAGUUCAUUACAGUGAGGACGGGUCGCUUAAAAAUUAUGUGAAUUUUACACUCUCCUACUUUGAGCAGAGUGAUGGAGAUGGGAACAGUACUGGACUAUGUAGAUAUCAGGACUAUAAUCUACCUCCCUGGGAUGAGUUUAAAUAUCAACGCAGCUUGAUAUUCUACCAUAUCAUGUUUGCAAAGCUGUUGUUUGUUGUUGUGUUUGAGAAUGUAGUAGCUGUUACCAUCAUGACUGUUAGACUCCUGAUACCUGACAUGUCCGCUAGUCUCAAGUAUCGGAUACGGAGAGAGGCAUAUGUGACAAAAGAGAUAAUUAUUCGAACCGAAAGAUUGAAAAAAGAAUUUAAAGCAAGUUCAGUGCCUAACAUUGUUAGUUCCACAGGUUCUGAUUUGUCUCCAAGUUCUGAUGCCUUGACAGUGGAGUUCUAUAAGCACAAAAACUCUGUGGAUAUUUAACUAUUUCAUGCUCAAGCUUUAUUUUAUUUUUUUCAAGUUUAGAUAAUACAAAAUAUAGACAAGAUAGGGUUAGAUACAGAAUAAAGUUCAAAGUCAAACGACUUGACUUUUUAGGAGAUUCAUUUAUAAUAAAAUAUUCUUAACUUAAAGUUCAAAUACGACUUUUUUACGAUUUUUAUAAUACAUAUUCUUAUCAAAAAUAAUUCUGCGUUUUGAACAUAUCUGCUAAUGCUUGAAGCUUAAAGUUUUUCACACACACUAACGAAUGAAGACUAUUGUCGAAAUUUCGAGGAAACUUCUUUCUUUUCAAAGAUCUUUGUUAACAUAAUUUAGCUUUUUUUCUGAAAUAUAUUUGUUUA
Molecule: messenger RNA, 3179 nt
Organism: Eurytemora carolleeae
Lineage: Eukaryota; Metazoa; Arthropoda; Copepoda; Calanoida; Temoridae
Product: anoctamin-4
Exons: 37
Coding region: 1-2820 (939 amino acids)
Biological process (GO): chloride transmembrane transport
Cellular component (GO): plasma membrane
Molecular function (GO): protein dimerization activity; chloride channel activity
Source: RefSeq, a predicted model, not a curated record